GCGACAAGCCGUCCUGGUCGUCUCCGCGAGGACUUUCCCCACUAAUUAGCGACUGAUCACAUACCCAACAGUCCCUUCUGAAUGUCCUCCCGCGCGCUCCGCAGGCUGCAAAAGCAGCGCGAGCAAGAGCUGCAGCAGGCAUCACUGCACGCCGAACAAGAAAAUGACAACUCAAGCGACGAGGAGCCGAUCUCUCGGCCGUCAAAGCCGAAGCUGAACGCUUUUGAUCUCCUGAACAUGGUCGAAGAUGAGGACGAGCAGGGAUCUGAAAACGAAGCCGAGUCGGAAGUCGAGGACGAGGUCGAGGUACCUGAGCCGGUGACUCAGCCGAAGAAAGAUGUUUCGGUGUCCGCAAAGCCAGCAGGCUCGGGAAAGAAGAAGAAGAAAAACAACAAAAAGAAGAAGGGAGCGGCGGCAAAGUCAGGGACCCCGCCAACUGCAGCGCCUGGGAAAGGAAAGCUGGACGAUAUUGACCGAGCGCUGAAGGACUUGGCCGUCGACCCCAAACAGGCCGCACGCUCCGGUGCCACGGCUGGCGCUGGCAAUGUUCGUGAUACUUCGUUCCCGAAGACGCCGGAAGAACUUCUUGCCAUAGACCCCAGGUCCCUCAAUGCAACAAACGAAAUGCGCAAGCUGUUCGGCAACGUGGUAUUGGAGAACUUCGACCAAGACACUGGCUCGGGCCGCAGGAGGGACAGAACUCAGGAGACGGUCGAUCUGGGCCAGGCAUUGACAGGGAGGUACAGCCCUGCAAGCAGGGGCCAGAGCCUGGCGGGCGUGACACUACGGCGGAAUGCCCUCAUGCAGGGCAGAGAUGAAUGGCCCCGGGCGCCUAGUGGCGGUCUUGGGAUGGAGCUCACUGAGAAACUUGCGGACGGUGCUACACUCUACAAGAUUCUCCAUAAUGCGACAUACACCGACAUACAGAGGCAGUUUGACAUGUGCGUGGAGUCGAUGGACCCUCAAAGGAUGAUCCACCUCCUGCAGUACAACCCAUACCAUAUCUCCACUUUGCUCCAAGUGUCGGAAAUAGCCAAGCACCAGGGUGACCACGCUGUUUCCGCUGACCUGCUAGAGCGAGCACUGUUUAACAUCGGGCGCUCGGCCCAUUCGUCGUUCGGUAACCUCCUGAAGCAAGGCCAGGCCCGGUUGGAUUUUGUGCAGAAUGAGAACCGUGAGCUCUGGCUGGUUGGGUGGAGGUAUAUUGCCAAUCUGGGGAUGAAGGGCACCUGGCGGACGGCAUAUGAGUGGGCGAAGCUCCUACUGAGCCUCAGCGAGGACGACCCGUACUGCAUCCGACUCCUGAUCGAUCACCUGGCCCUGCGGGGUCGCGAAUACGCCCACUUCGUCGACCUGGCCACGCAGACGCAGCUGAGCAAGACAUGGGACGCCCUGCCCAACAUCCAAUGCUCGCUCGUGCUGGCCUAUCUCCGACUCAACAAGCCCAAGGAAUGCCGCGAGCAGUUGCGUCGGGCCAUGUCCCGCUACCCGUGGGUGUUCUGCAAGCUGGCGCAGGAACUCGACAUCCAACCCAUGCCUAAGAGGAUCUGGGGCAAGAUGCCGCCCACUGCUGCACACGAGCUCUUCACCGAGCUCUACAUUACUCGGGCCAAAGAUCUCUGGAAUACACCCGAGGCGGUCUCCCUGAUCGUGGAAGUUGCCGACACGCUUGCUGACGAAGAAGAGCCCGUCGAGCCCCCGGAGAUCACCCUCGACAUUGCGCGCCACGUGGUGCUCUCGGAUAUCCCUCGGGUCACGACGCAUCUUCCGGGACGCUUUGUCUCUGGGCGGAUCUCCUCAUCAGACCCCCUUCCGCCGUACGAGUCGGAAGCCUUCCGCCAGCAAUCCGACCCCACCCCAUCCUACCUGUCCCAGGUACCGGACGUCGGACGACCCCAAUGGCUGCGGGACCUUCUUGACCAGCUGAACAACGGAGCCAUCCACUUCCCUCGAUUCCAACGGGACGGCGACGAGGAGGCGAACGAAGGCGAUGUUCCCGCAGAGGACGACGCCGAGGGCAACCAGGCGCCGGCGCGCCCGAGCGCCGACCAACAACCUCUCCUCGAGCAGUGGCUGCUGGCCGACGGGAUGCACACGCUGGAGGCAUUUCUCCAGCAGUACGGGGUCGAUCGCGGAAACUGGGGAGAGGUGCUCGAUUAUUCGCCGCUGACGGAGUAUGUGGAUGCUUUGGAAUCUAUCCAGCCGGAGUCGGCGCGGGAGAGGUUAUUGCAGGGAAGGAUUCGGGAGUCGAUGGGGGAUUUGGCGGUCGCGUUGCUGGAGGAUGAGCUCCAGCUGCUUCAGUAUGACGAGGAGGAGGACACUGCGUGAUAGAUACCCCGGUGAUGUUUCCAUCUGCGUGUAGCCUCGCAUAGUUAUGAAGCUAGAAGAGGAUCGGGCGAUGGGGAUUUCGAGACGUACUUUUGCAUAGAGCUUAUGUUUAGACUGUGGGGAUACUAAAAGCCACGGGAAACCGAAAUACCAUUUUACAAUCGAUGCCAUAUCUCGAGGUAUUCCCGAU
Molecule: messenger RNA, 2518 nt
Organism: Aspergillus heteromorphus CBS 117.55
Lineage: Eukaryota; Fungi; Ascomycota; Eurotiomycetes; Eurotiales; Aspergillaceae
Product: transcriptional repressor TCF25 family protein
Exons: 1
Coding region: 82-2328 (748 amino acids)
Biological process (GO): rescue of stalled cytosolic ribosome; ribosome-associated ubiquitin-dependent protein catabolic process
Cellular component (GO): RQC complex
Molecular function (GO): protein binding
Source: RefSeq, a predicted model, not a curated record